Molecule: messenger RNA, 3561 nt
Organism: Micropterus salmoides (largemouth bass)
Lineage: Eukaryota; Metazoa; Chordata; Actinopteri; Centrarchiformes; Centrarchidae
Gene: fam217b
Product: family with sequence similarity 217 member B
Exons: 4
Coding region: 428-2128 (566 amino acids)
Source: RefSeq, a predicted model, not a curated record
CUUCAAGUCCCAUAAUGCAGCUGUGACGCUGCCCACGACACAAGCGGCGAGCCAGUGAGCAGCAGGUAAACAAACCUAUCUCACACGGAGAGCCAAACAAAGCGUAUGCGCUGCUUGACCGUCUGGAAUUUUUAAAUGGCGAGGACGAUGACAGUCGAAAAAGAGAGGCGUUUGCUGUCACCACUCCAGUAAAACAGUCGCUGAAUUGUUAUUCAACCGAGAGGCGAGUCGACGACGAACAGAAGGACGAGUUUAACCUGCUGCGGAGAAACGACCGUCGAUAUCUGCGCAUGAUGCAUUGCAGCACUUUUGCGAAAAUGGGUGUUUGUAGCCUCAUUCUCAGAAUAGAGUAUCUGUUCCGAGAUGUCGGCUGGGUUCUUUAGCUACCGUAUCGCUCAAAACAAGAUCCCCUCUGGCGACCUGCAACAUGGGGCCCAUCAUGCAGGAACGCACAGCAACCACGACACUGAAACGCGUCGUCUCCAAAGAGAAGAUUCGGGUAAAAAAUACUGAAAAUAGCGGACCAGUAACCAGUUCAAAGAGAGGUAACAAGAUGAAGAAAGCAGUGGGCCAAAUGAAAAAUGGCCUCCCAGGACCAGGUCAGGAUAAGGACACACUGGCAGCAGGGCAAAGGGGUGCACAGUCAAAAGGUGGCAAGGUCAAAUCUGGCGCUACACGGAAUACAAGCAAACUGUCCAGCCCUGAAGAAGAAGGAGAUUUGAGACGUCAACUCUGCAAACACUCAUCUGUGCACCGGAAAGAGGAGAAACGCGAAAAUCAGCGGAUGUCGCAGUGCAGCGAUGAGCUACACCAGAAUCGUGGAGGGAUGGGGAAGAAUCGGCGAGCCCUCUCCCUGCCUCUCUCCCCAAUAUCAGGCCUACGACACAUGCCUGCGCACCCCCUAACACACUCCCCAGCCCCCACCCCAGAGGCACUACAGCAUCACUACAGCCAGAAGGAUAUUGACGAUGACAGCGCCAGUGAUCUGUCAGACUCCGAGAGGCUGCCCGUGCUGCCUUCUCCUUGUACCCCCUGCACCCCUCCUCACCUCAACCUCCGCGCAGAGGUCAUUAACAGUAAUGACUUUCCCCCAGACUUUCCAGGACCAUGUGGGAAUGUGGGUGAUGAAGAUGAGAGUGAAAAACCUAGCUAUAGUUACCCAGACUUUCUGCCUCCUCCGUUCAACAGCUGGAGCCUGAGACAGCUGGCAGUGUUUAUUCAUACAGAGGGACGUGGCGCCCCCCGGCCCAAGCCUGUAGGGCUCUUGGAGAAGUACCUGGAGAGGCUGCUGCAGCUGGAGUGGCUCCAGAUCCAAACGGCGCAAGCAGAGAGCAGCCGUCCACCUGGGAGCCGCUCAAGGCCACAGGGAUUCCCCUCUGCCACCACCGCUCACCCACCCAGGCCUCACACAGCUCCACCGUCCCGACUGAACUCUCCUAAAGGGCUGCGGCACAGCCAGCGAGCCUUCCCAUUUGCACCUGUUAACAACCCCCCAUCACCUGCCUCAGCCCAGCACCAGCACUCCCGCUUCCCAGUUUGCCCUCACUGUCACAUUCGCUACCCGCUGUGCAACGGAAGCUGCUCUGCCUAUGCCUACCAGCGGCACUCGCGGCUCAGCCCACUGCUUGAGCGAAGAGACAGAUCUGGGGCUCCAGCGAAGAGGAGCAGCAGUGAGACCCGAGCAACCUCCACGGAAGGUAGGAGCCCAGGAGGGCAAGGGGGAGGAGGAGCCCGCACCCCAGUUAGCCCCCCAGCAGGAAGGAGUCAUCUCAGAAACAUGCAGGCCGCAGGCAAUUCUCGUAAGCAACCCCAGGAAUAUGGAAGUAACCCGAACAGCAGAGGUCAGGUGAGGAAAAGCCGAGUCAGAGCAAACUCUGAGACAGAUGUUAAAAAAGAGCCCGGUGGCAGUAAAGUGGCUGGUUCAGAGAAGAGAGUUUUUGCUGCAGGUAAGAGAGAGGUCAUCACCUCCAAGAGAGUAGAGAAGGACUGGCAGAGGACAGAGGCGGGAGGUCAGGUCUCUAAAACCGCCAUGAAAAGAGCUGCUAAAGAGCCACAGUCUCUCUCCAAAGCACCUCUAAAUAGUAAGCAGAAUGGCAAAACAAAAAAUGUGCACUUUGUUGCAAAAUAAGCCCCAUAGAUCUACAGUAUAGUGCUUUACUUAGUGGUUACUGGUACAGGAGCUCGAACCUAUGCUUGCUUUCUGUGUAAUCUGUGUAAUACUAACAUGUUCUAACUGUUGUACAGCAGUCUAAAUCAGUGAGUGGUGUACAGCCUUCAAAAGGUCAAAACUAACAAGAGCUUGAGCAGCUAGAAUAGUGAAAAAACAGCAAUGAUAUCAAAGUAUAAUGUGACACUUAAUAAAACAGACAUAUAUAUAUACAUAUUGUGUUUCAUUUAAAAUGUACAGUAAGUAUACAGUCAUAAUGUUGGACAGUGUUUUGACAGACAGGUCAUUAUGACCAUUAACACUACAACGAUUCUAAAAACAGCUUGUAUGUAAAUUGAGCUCUGUUGCACUGCACAGUCAUCUCUCAGUAUGCUACAAAUGUUGAAAUAGGAAUAAAAUAAGCAUCUACUGUACCACUGGAUAGCUUUCUUCAUAAGUAAUCUAUAGUGAAGUUGAACACAGAUCAUUAUGUUUUUCGUCACUGAAUACAACCAUAUCGUUUACUAGUGGAGUUUUUGAUGUUGGAAUGUAUUUGUUUUCAUUGCUCUUACUUUACUUGAUGUUGCUUUUUAUUCGUUUAUGUGGUGCCUCAUGUUUUCAGGCAUAUUGUUCAGUUAAAGCAUCUUUAGGUGAAAAGAAGUAGGUGUAAUAAGUGAUGGUGUACUGCAGUAAUGCAGCUUGUUUCAGAUAUAUGGUUUUGAAAUUUUGGUUACAAGGGCUUCCCAUGUAUGAACAGCUUGAAUUGUAGUCUAAAAUAAUAUACUGUAUUUUGCAUAGAGCUGAGCUCUUUCUAUCAUUGAAGAUGACGUUUAAUGUUUGCUACGAAUGUAAGAGCAUAUUUUUCCAAAUUUUAUAUACCAUAGUUAUAUUUAUGAAAAGUGUUGUGGUUGACUCGUAUUCAUCAUUGUCAUUAUGUUUACAUCGUCAUGCACAAAAAGAAAACAUAUAGUAAAAGAGCUGAAUGUAACUUAGUGUCUACUGUGCUGUACCAUUGAUCAUUCCCGUGAUUCAAUGGAAUUUCAACACAUCAUAGCUGUUAGGCUGUAACAUGUAUAUGUUAUACAUAUAACCUCCAUAUCCCACUGCAUACUUGAAGUCUUUAGAACACUGUGUUUACAUUAGAGUGUCUUAUCUGUCUGUUGUGAUUUACCAUGUGCACUUGAUUCAUGGGAGCACUAGAUUAAUGUAAAUAAUGUGACUUGUAUUCAGAUUGCACCUCUUUACUGUAUAUUCAUGUAAAUUAUCUAAGCCAUAGAUAAGGGUCCAGAAGUGGCAAUGUUAUUAUAAAUGUGUACAUCAUGUUGUCACGCACGCAGAAAGAUUGUGAUAUGUAUUUUCUCAGUGUUGAAUGCAAGUAUUUGUAAGGCAUAGAAAUAAAUGUUUUGCACUCAUAA